Messenger RNA from Xylona heveae TC161, 1113 nucleotides. RefSeq lists its product as hypothetical. The transcript has 4 exons. The record is from RefSeq and is a predicted model, not a curated record. Gene Ontology annotation, cellular component: membrane. NCBI's taxonomy places the organism in Eukaryota, Fungi, Ascomycota, Xylonomycetes, Xylonales, Xylonaceae. The coding region runs from base 1 to 1113 and encodes 370 amino acids.
AUGCAACCUUAUAUUGCUAUUCCUGGGAUUUUUGCCCUCGUAUAUAGAGCCUGGUCUCACAAGUCUCUUACACCCUUUGGCAUCGUGGUGGCUACAGCAACAGCGGUUAUUCACGCGAUCCAUCCAUGGAGCGUUUGGUUCGCUCUGCUUACUGUCUUCUUUCUCGGUGGAAGUAGGGUCACAAAAGUGAAACACGAGAUCAAACAGCGCUUAACUCAGUCUGCUGCGGGUGCCUCAGGCGGCGAGGGCCCAAGGACCCAUAUCCAAGUUCUCGCAAACUCCAUCGUAGCGUCGACACUCAUUCUACUCCAUGCUCAUCAGUUGCGAUCCAAAGAUGCAAAUUCCCGCUGCUGGUCUGGCUAUGGCGAUCUUCUUGUUAUCGGAAUUGUCGCCCAAUACUCUGCUGUCGCUGCUGAUACAUACUCGUCAGAACUCGGUAUACUUUCUCGCAGUCACCCGCGACUCAUCACAUCUCCCACUCUCCGGAAAGUUCCCCCAGGCACAAAUGGAGGAGUCACCGUAGCUGGUAUACUUGCCGGACUACUUGGUGCUUUCACAAUUGGAUUGACUUCUGCGCUACUCCUUCCGCACUGUUCCAAUCGCCAGUCUGCAUCAAAAGGGGAAACUAUAUGGCAAAUACGAGAAAGGCUUGUCUGGAUUGCUUUGGUAACUAUUUGUGGCGGCUUAGGGAGCUUGCUUGAUAGCUUUCUGGGUGGUCUCCUUCAAGCUAGUGUCAUUGACAUAAGGACCCACAAGGUUGUGGAAGGCGAAGGCGGUCAUAAGGUUCUCGUCGACGGCCCUGGCUCGUUGCAUUACAGUAAACUUGCACAGAUUCGAAGUGCAGCCACUUCAGAGGAAGGUCCGAGUGCAGUUGAGCAGACUCAGGCAACCUCGCCGAAUACUAUCGAGGGACCAGAAACGCUUCGACAACGUGGUCCUAAAAUAGGCGAUCGCCCCGAGGUGUCCUCACGCCCGAGUCGUAAAGUGAUCAGCGGUCGCGAUCUCCUUGAUAAUAACGGAGUUAAUCUUCUUAUGGCUUUCUCCAUGAGCUUUGCGAGCAUGUUUGCUGCCAGUUGGUACUGGGACAUUCCGCUUCAAAGUAUUUUGCAGUAA